Molecule: messenger RNA, 2498 nt
Organism: Balaenoptera musculus (blue whale)
Lineage: Eukaryota; Metazoa; Chordata; Mammalia; Artiodactyla; Balaenopteridae
Gene: LBR
Product: lamin B receptor
Exons: 15
Coding region: 484-2376 (630 amino acids)
Biological process (GO): sterol biosynthetic process
Cellular component (GO): nuclear inner membrane
Molecular function (GO): oxidoreductase activity, acting on the CH-CH group of donors, NAD or NADP as acceptor
Source: RefSeq, a predicted model, not a curated record
GGGCUGCGGGACCGCGGGGCGCGAGAGCGCUAGAGCCGGCAGUGUCGCGCGCGUGGAACCGUCGCCGGGUUUCUGCUCCGCAACUCUCCCGGAGCUGUUCGUGUUCCUGCCGGAGUCCGGAGCAGGCUUUAAAAAAAUUCUUCGUAAUAACACCUUCCGACACUCGCAAGGGACACUUAGCGCUUGAUGGCAGAGGUCCUGGUUCCAGGCGGUUCAUCAAAAUGAUUGCACGGUCUGGUCGGGAGUUAGGCUGUGGAUACUCAGAACGACCCAGUAGAUACAUUGGACAGCGCGUGGACAGUGCAAGGGUUCAGCCUGGAGCGAGCGAGCUUGCUCACCUGCUGUGACGGGCAUGCACCCGGCCGGAGCCCAGCUAGAUCCACGCUCCUGGUCCCAGCCCUCAGGGACCUUGCAAAUAAAUACGUGCAAAUCUGUAAUUACACUUUGUAGCAACUGCCGUGGAGGAAAGACUGAUUUUCAAAAAUGCCAAGUAGGAAAUUUGCCGAUGGUGAGGUGGUAAGAGGUCGAUGGCCCGGGAGUUCACUUUAUUAUGAAGUAGAAGUUCUGAGCCAUGACAGCAACUCCCAGCUUUACAGCGUAAAAUACAAAGAUGGAACUGAACUUGAAUUGAAAGAGAGUGAUAUCAAGCCUUUAACCUCCUUCAGGCAAAGGAAAAGUGGCUCAACUUCCAGUUCUCCCUCCAGACGCAGAGGGAGCCGCUCCAGGUCGCGUUCCCGAUCCCCUGGCCGGCCCCCAAAAGGUUCCCGCCCAUCCGUCUCAGCUUCGCACCAGGCUGACAUUAAGGAAGCAAAGAAGGAAGCAAGGAAGGAAAUGUUGGAAAUUAAACUGACUCCGCUGGUAUUGAAGCCAUUUGGAAAUAGCAUCAGCAGAUAUAACGGGGAGCCUGAGCACAUAGAGAGGAAUGACGUACCUCACAAAAACGCGCAGGUACAAAGGGGUUCAUUUUCCUCUCAGGAAAAAUUCCCGUUGUCACAAGAGAGUUGUUAUAUACCUACACAGUAUAGCCUUCAUCCAAGAAGAGAAGAGGUCAAAUUAAAAGAAAUAGAUUCAAAGGAGGAAAAAAUUGUUACAAAAGGAUCUACGUCGUUGAGAACCUUUGAAGUGACAGCCACACAGCAGAAGGACUUAGAAUUUGGAGGAGUACCUGGUGUUUUUCUCAUCACGCUUGGCCUGCCUGCUUUCCUCUUCCUGUUGCUGUUGAUGUGUAAACAGGAAGAGCCCAGUCUUCUGAAUUUCCCGCCUCCUCUGCCAGCUUUGUAUGAUUUAUGGGAAACCAGGAUAUUUGGGGCCUACCUCCUCUGGUUUUUCCUUCAGGCUCUGCUCUACUUACUGCCGAUUGGGAAGGUUGUAGAAGGAACACCUCUUACUGAUGGAAGAAGACUCAAGUACAGAUUAAAUGGAUUCUACGCUUUUAUCCUGACAUCUGCACUCGUCGGAGCAUCUUUCUUCUGGGAUGUAGAGCUUUAUUAUGUGUACAGUCAUUUCCUUCAGUGUGCAUUUGCAGCCACUGUUUUUUCUGUGGUCUUGAGUGUUUAUCUCUACGCCAGGGCUUUGAAAGCGCCCCGGGAUGAACUGUCGCCGGCCAGCUCUGGAAAUGCUGUGUAUGACUUCUUCAUUGGCCGUGAGCUAAAUCCUCGGAUUGGUACUUUUGAUCUCAAAUACUUCUGUGAAUUGCGCCCCGGAUUGAUUGGAUGGGUGGUCAUUAACCUGGUGAUGCUUUUGGCUGAGAUGAAGCUACAGGAUCGCACUGUUCCAUCCUUAGCAAUGAUUUUGGUCAACAGCUUCCAGCUCUUGUAUGUGGUGGAUGCUCUCUGGAAUGAGGAAGCACUGUUGACAACCAUGGACAUUAUCCACGAUGGAUUUGGAUUCAUGCUGGCUUUUGGAGAUUUAGUGUGGGUUCCAUUUAUCUACAGCUUCCAAGCCUUUUAUUUAGUCAGUCAUCCAAAUGAACUGUCUUGGCCAAUGGCUUCUCUAAUCAUUGCUCUGAAACUGUGUGGAUUUGUAAUCUUCCGAUGUGCAAAUUCUCAGAAAAAUGCAUUCCGGAAAAAUCCCACUGAUCCAAAGCUUGCACAUUUAAAAACCAUUCAUACUGCAACAGGAAAAAGUCUUCUCGUUUCUGGAUGGUGGGGUUUUGUUCGCCAUCCCAAUUACUUGGGUGACCUCAUCAUGGCCCUGGCGUGGUCCCUCCCAUGUGGUUUCAAUCACAUUCUGCCUUAUUUCUACGUGAUUUAUUUCACCAUUUUGCUGGUGCACCGUGAGGCUCGCGAUGAACACCACUGUAGGAAGAAGUACGGCCUGGCGUGGGAGAAGUACUGCCAGCGCGUCCCGUACCGCAUAUUCCCAUACAUCUACUGAUUCUGGUCUAGGCGCUGUCUAAAUGCUCCUGCAGUUUUGGCUUCCAUUUGCAAAAAAAGAAAAAAAACCCAAAAUGAACCUUUUGUUGCACCGACAGGAUCUUGAUGUUUCUCUUUCUUUUU